Messenger RNA from Branchiostoma belcheri (Belcher's lancelet), 846 nucleotides. RefSeq lists its product as uncharacterized. NCBI's taxonomy places the organism in Eukaryota, Metazoa, Chordata, Leptocardii, Amphioxiformes, Branchiostomatidae. The annotation marks the transcript as partial. The record is from RefSeq and is a predicted model, not a curated record. The transcript has 5 exons.
AGGGCCUUCUUAAUCUCGUUGAAACAGCGCUAUCCUGAUGGUCAAGCCAUCGGUUUGAAGCUCUCCAAGCAACUCACAGCAUCUAGUAAAAAGCUGGCCAAAGCCAUCCAGGCAUACAAUGGCAUACAGUGGGAACCACAGAGUGCUCAAUUCCCCUCAACGGUGGCCUUUGAAGAUAGCGAUCCAGCAUGGGACAUGUACCAGACACUGGAUACAUCCAUGGGUGAACCGGGUCUACCCUAUAGCGUGAAACGAAGGGCCAUUGAUGCUGUCAGCUUGAGGGAAAGGGCCUCAGAAGAACAAGAGAUGGUGAAGGCAGAAAUGGAGCGUGUCAUGCAGCAUCUUCUUGAUCAGCAUCACAUUACUGACCAUGAGAUACGCAGAUGCAUGGAAAACUACAACACAGCAGGGCAGGCAGUACUCACUCAGCACAUUGUCAGGAUAGAGCAGAGGUUGGAGAGGUUUUUCCACCACUUCAAGCAACACAUUCCAACUCUUCCUGAGCCUCCUUCGAGUCAUAUCGAGCAGAGAUCUCAUUCUCAUGAGUCUGAUUCUAGCACCUCGCCAUUUGAUAAUGUGAGUGAUGAGGAGGAGGGAGACUCUACUGAUGAGGAGGAAGGAGAGUUUAUUGAAGAUGAGGGGGGAUACUCUACAGAUGAUACAUAUCCAAGUGACAUGGAAAUAGAAGCCUGGGGAGCUGGAUUUUAUGGAGCCUCAGGGUCAUUCGACAGUACCACAGGAAAGUCUCUCAAGACUUUGAAUGCCAGAAAGGCUACUGAGAAACUGGGCCACCUCUUCAACUACAAGCCCAAACACAGCAUGGCCAAACCUGCAGCAAACCCAAGU